AUGUCUAUUCAAGCCACAAAUGUAUAUAGCACCAAUCAAACUGCUGAUAAUCUUAGCAGACAUGACAUAUUAAAUUGGAUUAAUACGUGUUUGGAAUCGAAUUAUGGAAAGAUUGAGGAGCUGUGCACUGGUGCGGCUUACUGUCAACUUAUGGAUAUGCUAUUUCCAGGAACUCUUAACUUUAAGAAAAUAAAGUUCAAUACCCACUUGGAACAUGAAUAUAUUUCCAAUUUCAAGCAGCUUCAAGCAAUAUUUAAAAAACUGGGUGUUGAUAAAGAGGUGCCAAUUGAGAAACUUGUGAAAGGCAAGUACCAGGAUAACUUUGAGUUUGUCCAAUGGUUUAAACGAUUUUAUGAUGCCAAUUAUACUGGACAACCCUAUGAUGCUUUGUCCGCGCGUGGUGGAGAGCAAAUAGGAGGUUCUGGGAAACCGUCAGCUAAACCCCGUGCUGCUCCUGCAAGACCCGCACUUACAACUACCGUUAGAACUACAGCCCCUCAUCCUGGUAGGAUCAGUAGUUUCUAUCAUGACCCUAGCACAUUAAUAAAUAUUGUCAAUGUGGCUCCUCUUUUUAUCAAGCACCUCCGAAGCCCGUCGGCCAAGCUCGUUGUAAUACCUCAUCUGCAGGAUCUCGCCCUAAUCACCAAGCCGCCGCCGAACUUGAUAGUCUUACACCGUCUUUUGACUCAUUUUUUUUACUUAUGUUUUCAGCGCGAUUUCUAUUUCAACAAGCUGCGUGAAAUCGAAGAUCUUUGCGGAAAGGUUGAUGAAAAUGAGAUGACCAAGAAGCUCCUUGAUAUUCUUUACGCGACGGAGGAGGGUUUUGUUCCGCCUGAGCCCGAAGAGCCGGAGGAAUUUUGA
Messenger RNA from Rodentolepis nana, 861 nucleotides. The record is from the annotation of a GenBank genome assembly. NCBI's taxonomy places the organism in Eukaryota, Metazoa, Platyhelminthes, Cestoda, Cyclophyllidea, Hymenolepididae.